AUGCUGCCCAACGAAAUGGAACCUCUGGUGCUGCAUCCCCCCGUCCCUCUUGCCCAAGUGGCUCCCCAGCCCACAGCGACCACACCGGCCAUCCCCAUGCUCCCUGUCCUCUCUACUAUGGCGAUGGACCAGGAGGUGCGUGCGAUCCCCACAAGCACCAACACUACUACGAACGUAACGGCCACAACGACUGCUACCACAGAACCACCUGCGACAACCAUACGUGCGCGCCCCUCCAUUCAACGACUGGAGCAAAUCCUGAACAAUCUCCCGCUGACGUCCCAGCAGCAGACCGCAGGAAGACAAGAUAUCGUGCAAAAUGCAGCGGAGGAUACCACUCCGACCGUCCCUGGGAAAGGGAAAGGGAGAGUGACCCGCACCUCGCCCGAAUUAGAUUCAGAUGACGAGUUCUGGAAAGAAGCAAUGGGGAAAACACUCGAGAAUACCGACUCCAAAGACACUCCAACAAUUCAGAGUGGAAGCAGAUCCUCCAUCACCCCAAUCCCGGAGGAAGUCUCGGCUGACUCAGAGGUCUCCGACACAGAGACCGGGGCUCGCAAGCAUUCCCGCAAGUCCUCGGACAGUGAGGAGGACACCAUAGCAAACUCGCCCCUGAAUGACCCGUUCUUCCCCCCUCCUCCUCCCCCAGUCCAUGUCCGCGUCUCCCUCCACCACGUCUCCCUCCACUGCGACAAUGUGGAACCCGACCAUGCGAGCGAAGUUAGCCCCACCACGAUGGCUCGCUUACUCCAGGGUAACUCCCGCAUCCCCCGCAUAGUCGCCCCAGGUCAAGUUCGCACCACAGGUAUGCCAUCCUUCACCAGGCUUGGAAACCAGAACACGUCCAUGUGUCCCCCCACCCCACAACCGCAGCAGAGGAAUAUAGACCCAAAUGCAGCAGAGGCCCUAGCAUGUCUCGACCGGAUGAAUCACUUCACCCCACUAGCCCCAUGCCCAGGAUCAUCAUCGGAAGCGGCGCUCACUCUGACGCCCCCAAACGGUUUCCCCCGCAUUCAUGCUGACCACCCCUUCUGGUACCUAGAAGACAUGCAAGGUGAACAAAGUUGCCAGUGGUGCUCGCUGUUUGGCACAGCCCUUGCAGUAGUCCCCUACAGCUUCAGUGCCAAUGACCUAGCUUUCCGCGCAGCCGUCCUAGCGAUCGUACCCCGCGUAGUCACGCAGCACUUCAACGUUCAGAACCCGCACCUUGCUCCGCCUCUCGCACUCACAGACAUCCGUCGCACGAACCAACUGCCCUUUGCGUACUUACUAUACAACCUCACGCCAGCUGAGUAUGAGGCCCUUCUCUGCCAAUACUGCAUCUCGACCGCCGACCUCACGUUCUUCAUCUACGACCUCUCCGGAGAGAUCCCCCAUUACAUACGCACCCUCAGCAGCUUCAUGUCCUCGGACAGUACUGAACUCCGCGACAUCAUCAUUGCGCGACUCUGCGAGAACGCCUCGAUCCAGAUCCUCAUCGAUAUUCUCGGAGGUGAUGAACAUGCUGUUGCCAUCUAUGCACCUAAUGGGACAUCCGACAACGAAAACUUCUGGAUAGACCUGCGCGCAGCCUGGGAACACGCCCACCUACAUCGCCCAGACAUCCUCCUCAGGGAUUUUAAUCUGGUAGAGGAUGCCCUCGACCGCCUACCCUGUCACUCAGACCCCACCACUGCAGUAUCUGCACUCACAGACCUAUGUCUACAUUUCAACCUCCAGGACGGAUGGCGGUCAACCUUCCCAGACACCCACACCUUCUCCUUCCUCCAACCCUCCUCCAGAAGCCAAUCCAGAAUCGACCACAUCUACGCCUCCCCGUACUUGACCGCAUCAGCAACCGACUGGCAAAUCUCCCCCACCGCCGUCCCAACCAACCACCAGAUGGUCUCGGUCCGCAUUGUCGACCAAAAAUCCCCACAUAUCGGGAAAGGUAGAUGGACCCUUCCCCUUUUCCUGAUCCAUGACUCGAAAUUCGCUAAAGAGGUCAACUUCCUUGGCAGAAAACUCCAACAAGACAUCCAAAAUUGUAUACCCACCCGCUCCCCAGACCGAAAUCCACAAACACUCUUUGCACUCUUCAAAAAAGCCGUCAUAUCAGCUGCCCGUAAACGAGCAAAGUCGGCAACUCCUACCCUACAAUCGAAAAUCACCAGCCUCCGCGAACAACUCAAUGCCACACUAAAUUCCGCAAACAUCCAAACAGACCCCGCUCUCCAACUCUCUGCAGCCCUGCUACAACAACGCAUAACAGACCUAGAACGAGAUUGCCUCAAGAAAGUAAACUUAACCACCGCGGCAAGACACCGCCUCGAAGCUGAGACCCCGAGUAAAUACUGGUCUAACCUAAGCAAACAACAAAAACCACAUGAUGUCAUCUUCUCCCUUCGUAGCCCAACAUCAGAUCCUCCUGAAUAUGUUACAUGUUCCGACCAGAUGGCUACCCUCGCACGAAACUACCAUAAUGACUUACAAUCAGAACAACUACCCUCAUCGCACUCGGAACGUGAAAAAGCAAUCACCAAUGCCCUAAAGGCGACCUCCGAACAAUUAUCAGAUAUGGACAACCACCAGCUUGCAAAGACCCUUACCGCUAACCAGAUAGAAGAAGCACUACGCCUCUCUGAGAACGGACGAGCAGCCGGCCUAAACGGGCUCCCAUACAAACUCUGGAAGGCUCUCCAAGCACGCUUCACUGCCCGAUCGGCGGAUGGCAUCCCAACGUUCGACAUUAUCACUACCCUCACCACUGUAUACAAUGACAUCCAAACCCACAGUGUCUCCCCGAACACAGACUUCGCCGCCGGCUGGCUUUGUCCCCUUUACAAAAAGAAAGAUCGCCGAGACAUCGCCAACUACCGCCCCAUCACCCUUCUAAAUACAGACUACAAAAUCCUUAUGAAAGCCUUAUCGUUAAGUCUUUCAUCUGUCGUCCGCUCCCUUAUUCACCCAGACCAAGCAGGCUUCGUCCCCGGAUGUAACAUACUAGACCAAGUCCAACUCUCCAAAACACUCAUCGACUACGGUGAAGCCUUGGAAGAAAACGGAGUUAUUGUCGCACUAGACCAAGAGAAAGCCUACGACAAGGUCACCCACGACUACCUAUGGCGCAUCCUAGACCACAUGAACAUCCCCCCAUCCUUCGUUAACACAAUCCGCUCUCUAUACGAAAACGCAGAAACCGUAGUCAUCAUAAAUGGCGAAUGUAGUUCCCCCUUCAAAGUCACUCGUGGUGUACGCCAAGGCGACCCACUGUCCUGCCUCAUAUUCAACCUAGCUAUUGAACCCCUAGCGUGCCUCCUAAGGAACUCCCUAGGCAGAGACAUAGUAGUAUAG
This is a messenger RNA of Sparassis crispa, 3333 nucleotides long. RefSeq lists its product as hypothetical. Bases 1 to 3333 code for a protein of 1110 amino acids. The record is from RefSeq and is a predicted model, not a curated record. Lineage: Eukaryota; Fungi; Basidiomycota; Agaricomycetes; Polyporales; Sparassidaceae. The transcript is spliced from 3 exons.